AUGUCCUGCAAAAAUAUAAUAGUAGAAGACAGUCAACAACAAACACAAUCGUCGAAUAAUGCUCCCUUGCCCCGGUCAGGCAGCAACGACCUUGAGAAGCACAGUAUUACUAAUUCUACUUCUGAAUCUGUGGAUUUUGAUAUCCCCGACGGCGGAUAUGGCUGGGUUGUUGUGGUUUGUAGCAUGCUAAUUAAUGGCUGUUGUUGGGGUGGUAUUUCUGGCUUUUCAGUGGUUUUAGCUCACUACUUGCAAUUCAACACUUAUGAAGGUGGUACAAAAAUUGAUUACGCGGUCAUUUCAGGUCUUUGCUUUGGCUCAGGUCUAAUAUUCUCCCCUUUUAUUGUUUACUUGAUAGGAAUCACUAAUUUCCGAAUGAUAAUGUGUAUUGGAGCCUUGGCUCAAUUCGCUUCCCUCAUGUGUGCCUCUUACAGCACGAAAAUUUAUCAAAUUUACCUAACCCUGGGUGUCCUUAGUGGAUUUGCUCUUGCUUUGAUGGCAAGCAAUCUUCCUUCAAUAAUUCCCCAGUGGUUUAGCAGAAGACGAAGUCUUGCUAUGGGGAUUUCUGCCGCUGGCAGUGGUUGUGGAGGGCUCAUGUUCAACUUAGCUUUGCAGCGAAUUAUUGAUAUCCUGUCUGUUCAAUGGGCCAUUCGCGCCCAGGCAAUUAUUGUUGGUGUCGUUGUUUUCACUUGCUCAUUAUUGCUUCGGACUAGAGGGGAUGUUAUCAAACCUAAAUUCACGGCAUGGGAUAAUUUAGUGGCCUGCUCAUUCCCGUUCUGGAUGCUAGCUCUGUGGUACGUCUUCACCAUGUUGAGCUAUGUGACCUUACAAUACGUUAUUGCUGAUGCAACUAAAUCUUUGGGAUACUCUCCAGAUCAAGGCUCGAUAACCAGUGCUCUCAUGGCUGCCGGAGUAAUUGUCGGAAGACCAAUAUUGGGGCAUUUAUCAGAUGCAUUUGGCUCCAUCACCAUUGGAAUGUUAACAUACUCACUUUGUGGGGUUUUGUGUUUAGCAAUGUGGUUACCGGCUAGCAACUUGGCCACGAUUUAUGCUUUCUCCAUGAUCGAGGGUGCUACAAUGGGAUUUAUUUGGGGUGCCAUGGGAGCAAUAAUUCCAAGAAUAACCGGACUCAAACGGUCACCGGUGACUUUUGGGAUGUCCUGGAUAUUUAUUGGUGGAGCAGGUAUCGUGGCUCCCAUAAUUGGAUUGGCAUUGAAAAGACCUGAAAAGUCGGUUAAUCAAUAUAAUGAUGUGGCUAUUUUUUCUGGAAUUUGUUUUCUUGUUGCUGCCGCAUCAUUAUGUAUUUUGCGAGCGUAUAUUAUUGCAAGAGAUGAUAUAGCAGCUCAGAAUGACCUGGGAACCUCAAACCUAGAUGAUGACAAGGAAUUAAAAAUAAGGGUGGAUCCAAACUUGGUAUGGAAGAAUAUUAUGGUUAUUAAGCCGCGGUUGAAAGUGUGA
This is a messenger RNA of Saccharomycopsis crataegensis, 1455 nucleotides long. Its product is annotated as Mch2 protein. Gene Ontology annotation, cellular component: membrane. Lineage: Eukaryota; Fungi; Ascomycota; Saccharomycetes; Ascoideales; Saccharomycopsidaceae. The record is from RefSeq and is a predicted model, not a curated record. The coding region runs from base 1 to 1455 and encodes 484 amino acids. The transcript has a single exon. Gene Ontology annotation, molecular function: transmembrane transporter activity. Gene Ontology annotation, biological process: transmembrane transport.